AUGGCGAAAUGGUUGUCCUUCUUCGCGGAGUAUAACUUCCGGGUCGAGUACAAACACGGAAAGUUGAAUAUCGUCGCGGAUGCGUUGUCGCGACAACCGGACUACGCUGUCAAGACAGUCGACAUCAACCGGGUUGAUGUCACUCGGAAUUAUACACCGUCCUCGUCCUUGUUGGACGAGGUGAAGGCCGCGUAUGCGCAAGACGCAGACGCAAAGCAGCUGAUCGAGUUCCUCUCAGCUCCUUCCGACAAAUCACGUCGGAAGUUGGCCCCUCGUCUACGGGCAAGUGCACACCGGUAUCGUGUGCACGACGGUCUACUGCUUUAUAGUGCUGUAGACGACAAUGCGGAACGCAUUGAUGAUCCUGACCUGCGCAGCAGGAUCAUGUACGAGUAUCACGAUGUCCCCACGGCGGGACACCCAGGACGUGAGAAGACGUACUUCCUUCUCACGCGAGACUUCUAA
This is a messenger RNA of Phytophthora megakarya, 465 nucleotides long. Lineage: Eukaryota; Oomycota; Peronosporomycetes; Peronosporales; Peronosporaceae. The record is from the annotation of a GenBank genome assembly.